GCGGCGCCGCGGCUCCGGCGGCCCGUUCGGUAAACACCUGGCUCCACCUAGCGGCCCCAAGGAAGUCCGUUUUCCCGAGCAAACGUCGCGCGCUGGUCCCCCGCUUAGGUCUGAUGACGCGCGUGAACGGAGUCCCCGGGGAGGCCGCCUGCCCGAAUCACGGCCUUGAAAACGGUCCAGAUGCGGUUGUCGGUUUAAUGGCCUGCGUUAUUACAGGCUUUGGGUCCUGUGCGUGUGCCAAGAACAAGGGAAUCCUGUUCCCACACGGAGUUUCGUUUACGGAGAAAAGAUCCGGAGAGGAAAGGGAAGCCCUGACCCUUCACCGGAUCGCGGCGAGGGACGUGGCGCGGCCCCGGGAGCGGCGCCUCCCCCCCAUCACCCGGACCUUGACUGCCAGAAACAUUCCUGCUGGUGUCAACAGCAGCCCUGCCGCAGGGGCUGCGAUCAGAUGCGCCGGCCUUUGCUUCAAGGACUGCUUUCUCUCGCCCAAACAAGCCGACCUCGGAGGCCUGUGGCAGCCGGGCGACGGACACCCCGCUCCCUCGUGCAAGCGCAAGCCGUCGUCCGCAUGGGGCCCUGACCGUGACCUGUGGGCGGGACCACGGGGGCACUUUUUGCACAUUCUGCGUGGGUGGGUGGCUGGCAGGUCAUGGAAGACCACCUUGCCUUAUGUGCGUUUUGUUCUUCUACACGGUUCCAGCCACGUGUGCCUGACUUAGAGCUAGCUGUGCUGUCCCCGGCAACGGGGCCCUGGAAAAGGGGCUGGCCUUCCAGACCCCGCAGUUCCGCCCUGCUCUGCUAGCCCGGGAGGGAGCUGGUGCAGGAGAGCCACUCGCACAUAACGAAGCGAUGACCAUAUGCUGCCUUAACUCUCACGCAGACUUU
Lemur catta (Ring-tailed lemur) is the source of this 885-nucleotide messenger RNA. RefSeq lists its product as uncharacterized. The record is from RefSeq and is a predicted model, not a curated record. Lineage: Eukaryota; Metazoa; Chordata; Mammalia; Primates; Lemuridae. The transcript is spliced from 2 exons. Bases 114 to 719 code for a protein of 201 amino acids.